AUGCCCGCAGCGCAGCUCAGAUCGGCCGUACUGCCGGGUCGGCUCGCCCGGCAUGUGAAAGUCGCCCGUUCGUUCUCUACUGGCGCGGCGCUGCAAAGGGAGAUUCGCGAUGCCUACAUCUUGAGCGCUUCGAGGACGCCGACGGCCAAGUUCAACGGCUCGUUUCUGUCGGUGCCCGCCCCCAAGCUCGGCGCCGAGGCCAUCAAGUCGGCCGUCGAGAAAUCAAAGGUCCCUGCCGACAAGAUCACCGACGUCUACAUGGGCAAUGUCAUGCAGGGCUCCGUUGGCCAAGCGCCGGCUCGGCAGGCCGCCAUCUUCGCCGGUCUCCCGCAGUCGAUUGAGGCGACGACCAUCAACAAAGUAUGUGCCUCGGGCCUCAAGGCCGUGGCUCUCGCCGCUCAGAACAUUCAGCUGGGCCUCUCCGAGGCUCAGGUUGCCGGUGGCAUGGAGAACAUGUCGCGGGUCCCCUACUACAUGCCUCGUGCCAGCAGUCUGCCGGCGUUUGGACACGUCCAGGUCGAGGACGGCCUGAUCAAGGACGGCUUGACGGACGUGUACCAGCAGUUCCACAUGGGUAACUGCGCCGAGAACACGGUAAAGAAGCACUCCAUCACGAGGGAGCAGCAGGACGAAUACGCCAUUCAGUCGUACAAGAGAGCGCAAAAGGCGUGGGCGGACAAGGCCUUUGCCGACGAGAUUGUGCCCGUCACAGUGCCUGGGAAGAAGGGAGACAAGGUCAUUGACACGGAUGAGGGCUUCAUGGAUGUCAAGAUGGAAAAGAUCCCAACUCUGAAGCCGGCCUUUAUUCGUGACGGGUCAGGCACGGUCACGGCGGCCAACUCGUCGACGCUCAAUGACGGUGCCAGCGCGCUCGUGCUGGGCAGCAAGGCGAUUGCGCAGCAGUUUGGGACGGGCUCUCGCGUGCUGGCCAAGAUCUGCAGCUACGCCGACGCCGCGCUGGCGCCCAUUGACUUCCCGGUUGCCCCCGCAAAGGCGGUGCCGAUUGCGCUGGAGCGCGCUGGCAUCACCAAGGACCAGGUGGCCGUGUGGGAGUUUAACGAGGCGUUUGCCGCCGUCAUCCUAGCCAACCAGAAGAUUCUCGAGCUCGGCAACGCCAAGGUGAAUGCUCUGGGCGGCGCCAUCUCGCUGGGACACGCGCUCGGCAGCUCGGGAGCGCGGAUUCUGACGACGCUGCUUCACCAGCUCAAGCCCGGCGAGUAUGGAGUUGCUGCCAUUUGCAACGGCGGCGGCGCGGCCACGGCCAUGGUUGUGCAGAGGGUGGACUCUGUGUAG
Molecule: messenger RNA, 1293 nt
Organism: Hirsutella rhossiliensis
Lineage: Eukaryota; Fungi; Ascomycota; Sordariomycetes; Hypocreales; Ophiocordycipitaceae
Product: acetyl-CoA acetyltransferase
Exons: 2
Coding region: 1-1293 (430 amino acids)
Biological process (GO): fatty acid beta-oxidation
Molecular function (GO): acetyl-CoA C-acetyltransferase activity
Source: RefSeq, a predicted model, not a curated record